Molecule: messenger RNA, 3573 nt
Organism: Electrophorus electricus (electric eel)
Lineage: Eukaryota; Metazoa; Chordata; Actinopteri; Gymnotiformes; Gymnotidae
Gene: uck2a
Product: uridine-cytidine kinase 2a
Molecular function (GO): ATP binding; kinase activity
Source: RefSeq, a predicted model, not a curated record
CGCUGGGCAGAACUGUGAAGAAGGUAGGAGGAGCGCCCGGUUUCCUAAAACCAGCCUUGAGCCUCUGCGUGUACAGUGACAGCAAUCAUGGCAGGAGACAGCGAAGCGAAGUUGGAAAAUCAAGAUGAAAACGAGAACGCUACCCGCCAGCCUUUCCUCAUCGGGGUAGCUGGUGGCACUGCUAGCGGAAAGUCGUCGGUCUGUGGCAAAAUCAUGGAGCUUCUUGGACAGAAUAAGAUUGACCAUCACCAAAGGCAGGUUGCCAUCCUCAGUCAAGACAGCUUCUACAAGGUGCUCACUCCAGAGCAGAAGGCCAGGGCCCUCAAGGGACAGUUCAACUUUGACCAUCCGGAUGCAUUUGAUAAUGAGUUGAUAGUGAAGACUCUGUGGGACAUCAUGGAGGGGAGAACAGUUCAAAUCCCCGUCUACGAUUUUGUUACCCAUUCCAGGAAGGAGGAAACAGUGACUGUGUACCCAGCUGACGUGGUUCUGUUCGAGGGCAUUCUAAUGUUCUACUCGCAGGAGAUACGGGACCUGUUUCAGAUGAAGCUGUUUGUGGACACUGAUGCAGACACACGACUCUCACGCAGAGUGUUGAGGGACAUCAGUGAGAGAGGACGGGACCUGGAGCAGAUCUUAAGCCAGUACAUCACAUUUGUGAAGCCUGCCUUUGAAGAGUUCUGCCUGCCAACGAAGAAGUAUGCUGACGUUAUCAUCCCGAGGGGCGCUGAUAAUCUAGUUGCUAUAAAUCUGAUAGUGCAGCACAUUCAGGACAUUCUGACCGGUGGUGUGACCAAGCGGCUGAACGGUUUCCUCAAUGGGCACAGCACACCACAGAAACGGCAGCCAUCGGACUCCAGCAGCAGACCACACUGACACCCCCGUGCCACCUGUCUCCUAGGGAACAAAGGCAGGACGGUAGUGAACAACUAGAGCGUGGAAAAGGAGGAGUGAGUGUACAUACCGGCAAAUAGCAAACACUGUAUUGAAUACAAGAAAUGCUUUUGUUGUAGUUUUAUUUUUUUUUAAUUAUUAUUAUUUUUUGGUUGACUUCUACUCUUGAUUGUGAAGGAAGGAUGUUCCUUGGUCGAAAUUGUUCCAGGUCAAUGCUGUUUUUUUUUUUUGUUGUUGUUUUUUUUCUUCUGUCCUACUUAUUUAUGCCUAUUCCUAACCCUCUGUCUCCUCUUUAAGGGAGUGUUUGUGAAAUAAAGGUGGAGUACAGGUGAAUUUGCCAAAGGGACGCUGCUUUCCCAGACCUGCACUGAGUGCUUAUGAUUUGAAUCGUACAAAAUCUAAAGGCAUUUCCGAAGCAGAAAUAUACAUUUCACUUUUAUCGCCUUCUCUGUGUAACUUUAUAUUGUCAUAAUGUUGCCUCCAAAGCACUUUUGGUGUGUUAGUAAUUAUUACAACCAAAAGUGCUCCCUGACCAUCGCGCCAAAGGAACAGCCACUAACUUCAUACCAUAUUUCAGUGACGGCUCAUCUUUUCUAUGAGUAAGUCAGGGUUGAACGUGUACUGUAAAGUGAAGCUCUGUGGCCUGGUAUGAACACUGGCUUUGGUCUAUUGAUCUGACCCUCAGAGCCAGAGAUUCUUGCAGCAUAUUAAAAGCAGGGUUUCCCCAACACCUUUAAUAAUCCUGGAAUAGAUACAGAUUCAGUUAUUCCAUAUUGGUGUCCUAGUUGUACUGUAUUUUAAUGCUGUGUGCUCCCAUCUUUUAAAUGGCCCUUAAUAGCAAAUUAAAAAGUCACUUAAAUUAAUUUUAAAUUAAUUUUCUUUAUGUAUUUACCUUAUUGGUACUCUACAUGCUGAAGACUGCUGUCAACAGCUUAUUUUGACUGUUUUGGCAGACCAUUAAGUUUUUUUUUUAUGGUGGAUUUUAUUUUAGUUCUGAUAUUGUUCCUUAGGAAGUAUUACAUGCCUGUACCAUUAUGUUACUGCAAUCAGUAUGUUUUUUUUAAUGUAAAAAAAGGUUUACCACAGAAUCGAUUUGGUUUCAUUAAGACGUUUUCUAGUUUGUUGAAGGGCAAAAAGAGCACUCUGUUCUUUCUCAGGAUUCUGUGGUUAAUAUUGGAUAGCUUCAUAGCCUAAGAAAUGGUGCUCACCCUAUCAUGCUGUUCUGCAUAUGUUGUUUCAGGGACUUAUACAGUGGAUUAAUGGAUUUUGCUGUUCAUUUCCAUUUUAAGGGGGCAUUAUCAUGUUUCACAGUACUCAGUGUUAUGAUGGAAAAGAAACAAAAUCCCAAACCCAUAAUACUAAUAUUAACCAUAACAGAUCUCUUAUCUGAUUUUUCAUUUUGUCAAAAAUCAUUACCCCCAGAAAAAAAUUGUCAAUCUGCUUGGUUACCUUGCUUUGUCUUUUCUGAUGUGGCAGAAACAUUUUCCCCCCUGCACUGCUGCUAUGACACAGGGUCAUUCAUAAAUAAAUCAACGAGUGUAAUAUGUUGCACUGACGAUUCACCAGUUGGUGGACACAUUUCAUUGUGAUGUUUUCCGGGCCAGAGCUCAAAUAAAAGUGCCCUGCGGUCAGGGGAAAAUGGAGAAAGACUAGUUUGUCACUUGGUUAGAUGAAAAGGUUACAUUGUCACCUGGUUAGGUUUUGCCUGUAACCUUUAAACAAAAGUUGUUUAAAAAGAAAAUUUCCUGUCUGUUUUUGUCUCUGCUCAUGUUUUAUGCACAGUAUUUAAUGUACACCAAAAUCUGUGUUCUGAUUCACGUUAUUAUUCACUAAUUACCUACUGCCUGCGUGAGGCAUACUCCUUUUAAACAUGCAAAAAUGUACACUUUAAUCAGGUAUACCCAAGGUUGGUUUCACAUUGAGUUAGUAAAGUCUCUAGACCAGCUUCUUUGGGGAAAAAUGCAAUAUGCCUUAUAAUAGCUGCUUGUGACCAACAUUAUGAUGAUAGAAGUAGAGGUCAAUCAGUCAUAUUAAAAGACCCCAAAUCACCAUUUGAUUCAUGCUCAGUUCAGAGUCCUAUGCGAUUACAAAUGAUGAAUACUACAUAAACAUUUCAUUUUAUUUUGCUGUGAGAUGUGGAGUCCACUACAGAGGUUACAGACGUUGUGCAACACAUUCAUUGACUCUUACAUUUUGUAUUGAUUACCCAAAAAUGUAUAAAUGCUGAUAUAACCAAACUGGAAAUGUGAUGCUUUUUACUUUUAAAGGAGCUCAGAAAUAUACCUGGUGGACCACAUACUUGAUCGAAUCUUAGAUGAGUGAUGCCAUAAGGCCAUUAUCCUCGUAGUGCAAGCACUUAAGACUUUUGUGAUGAUUGAUUUAUUCGUGUGCAACCAUGAUUCUAGCUGUGAUUAAACUGGACUCACAGAAGUCGCUGGAAUCAAUAGUUUUGCUGUCAAAGCAGCAAUUGCAAGCGGCCUUGACAAUGCAUUUGUGCAACUGCUUUUCACUUGAAAAACAUAAUAGAUUAAAUUAAAAGCCGGGUCAUGUUUUGCUCUUCUUUUGUAAGCAUCUCAGUUAUUCACAAUGUAUUGUAAUGUACAAGUGUAAAAAAAAAGUAAAAUAAGAAACGGCUUAAAUGAAAUGAUAAAGAAAUAAUUAUGAAAUAAAUUUUUGUAC